AGAACCAAAUGUGCACAGUGGCCAGAGGCCGCUAAAUGUCAUGACGGUUUUUGGCUUUUCUGUGCACAAAAGCUCCAAACGGCCCAAAACAUAGCGGCAAACCAUUCAUGAAUACCCGGGAACGUUAAAAAGAAAGAAAAAGGCUAGUUAGGCGAAAAGUACGUUGGCAAAUACGUUUCGCAAUCCACAGAACUUGUAGCCUGUACAACAGCGACAUCAUCUACAGCAGCUGAUGGUUGCUGCGGGCCGCAGCCGUCUGCGUACAAAAUUCCGUCGCCGGUGGUGAUUGAGACGCUAUACCUGAUUAUUGGAGCUUUAAUUAGCAACUUGACGAGCAUGAAGAUGAGCCCGAAACCCUCCAUCGACUUCAACCGCGACCGUUUUCCGUUCUGUAUCGUGUGGACACCGAUUCCAUGUCUGACGUGGCUUUGUCCCUUGAUAGGCCACAUGGGCAUCUGCAUGUCCACUGGUAUUAUACGGGACUUCGCAGGACCGUACUACGUAUCUGAGGACAGCAUGGCUUUUGGCCGGCCUACAAAGUACUGGAUGCUGGAUCCCAGCAAGGCCAGGGAUGGAGUGCAGGGCUGGGACAGGGGCGUUGUUGAAGGCUCGGAGGAGUACAGAGGCCACAUGCACAACCUCUUCUGUGACAACUGCCACUCGCAUGUUGCUCGCUGCCUCAACCUGAUGCAGUAUGGUGGCAGCACAAGGUGGAACAUGGUCAAACUGGCACUCAUGAUGCCGCUGCACUCCAAAUACGUCAGGUGA
Molecule: messenger RNA, 768 nt
Organism: Dermacentor silvarum
Lineage: Eukaryota; Metazoa; Arthropoda; Arachnida; Ixodida; Ixodidae
Product: transmembrane protein 222
Exons: 5
Coding region: 337-768 (143 amino acids)
Source: RefSeq, a predicted model, not a curated record